AUGUCUAGUACAUCAUCUGCGUCCUCCGAGCAGGAGAGUAUAACACCUGACGCCGCCCUGCCGGAGAGUACACCACCUGCGUCCUCCGAGCAGGAGAGUAUAACACCUGACGCCACCCUGCCGGAAAGUACACCACCUGUGUCCUCCGAGCAGGAGAGUACACCAUCUUCGUCCUCCGAGCAGGAGAGUAUAACAUCUGAUGCCGCCCUGCCGGAGAGUACACCACCUGCAUCCUCCAAGCAGGAGAGUAUAACACCUGACGCUGCCCUGCCAGAGAGUACAUCAUCUGUGUCCUCUGAGCAGGAGAGUAUAACAUCUGACACCACCCUGACGGAGAGUAUACCACCUGCGUCUUCCGAGCAGGAGAGUAUAAUACCUGAUGCUGCCCUGCCGGAGAGUACACCAUCUGCGUCCUCCGAGCAGGAGAGUAUAACAUCUGACGCCGCUCUGCUGGAGAGUAUAACACCUGACUCUGCCCAGCUGGAGAUUAUAACAUUUUAUGCUGCCCUGCCGGAGAUAAUACCAUCUGCGUCCUCUGUGCAGGAGGGUCUAACAUCUGACGCUGUCCAGACAGAGAGAAAGCCUAGGCGAUUCUCACGCCGCUGGUGGCAGAGGCAGUGCCUCAAAUACUUCUGCUGCUGUUUUAAAGCACCUGGGAUUUAUGGCCAAUAA
This is a messenger RNA of Pseudophryne corroboree (corroboree frog), 672 nucleotides long. RefSeq lists its product as uncharacterized. NCBI's taxonomy places the organism in Eukaryota, Metazoa, Chordata, Amphibia, Anura, Myobatrachidae. The transcript is spliced from 21 exons. The record is from RefSeq and is a predicted model, not a curated record. Bases 1 to 672 code for a protein of 223 amino acids.